UGAUUUCGCCAUGUAUCAUAUGCUACCCUAUGCAUAUCGACCGCAGGCAAAUUAUAAAAGGACACAACACGGAGAAUUUCAAAAUUUGGUCGAAGGAUAUGUAAACAAAAUCCUCCGUGAAACCGAUAUUGUCGAUGCGGAAAACCCGAAUGGACGCAAACUGUUCAACUCGAUAGACACAUUUUUCUCAUAUGGAUUGCUGACGGGAGAUGGCACCUAUUGGAGAUGCAUCAGAACGUUUCUUCCGCGCGCUGAGCAGAAAAUGCUCAUCGCUGAAUGUGGUAAUGCGAAUGAUCGUUUCCUAUCGGUCGGAUGGUUGAAGACUUCGUUCAAUAAGGGAACUCUUCACUUCAUUCUUCUUGCUCUCAAUAAUCAGAGUAAUAAAGCGUAUUUGACAAAGUUCUACCACAUUAAUGCGUGCAUUCGCAAUUCGGGAUUAUUGGAGGCCAUCACCCAGUUUAUCGAGAAGCUGCAACCUGUGCAAUUUGCAUUCUACAGUACUCGCCAACUCCGUGCCGAACCAGCUCCAGCCGCCGUCAUCGACUCUACGCCGACUCAAUUGUCCCUGAGAGCUCAAGCUCGCCAACGAAAGCUCACUGAGAAGGAAGCAUCACAGGACACUGUUCCAAACGUCAUUCCAACGGAAAUUCCAUCGAUACUAUCGCAAGCAAUUGACCAGGAUGUUCUGCUCGACGAGCUAGUUCGCACUCGUCAUAACCGACUCAACACCGAGUUGUUUGAUGCUCAGCACGAAGAAAAUAAUGAGGACAACGCUCCAUCGCCGUCGGUGAUUGUUGAAGAAAAGCUGGAAGAUGUGAUGACCAAGAAAAUGUCUUGUGUGAAUAUGGAGUCGAUGAAUCCAGAUGGCAUUGAGCACAUCUUGGCCAGCGUCGAGCCAGAUGAUAUGGUGCUUCCAGAGUAUAAUUUAGCAGAUGGAGAAUACCAAAUGAGCCAAGGAGAUGUCUUGCACCUUGCUAUCAACGUAUUCGAGAAGUCGUCAGAGAAAAUCAUCGAAUGUUUCAAAGUGAUCGAGAGCUUCCACUCGGACAACAUGAAGCUUCGCUACCUUGUUAUGACCAACUACAACGUCUACGUCUUCAAAUACCGAACUCACACGCAGAAUUCGUCGCCAGGAAAAACAACAAACCUCUCGUCAGAAGGAUUUUUCAUCCCACUGUUCCGCAUGCCACACGAUCGGAUCAAGACCAUCAAGAUCAGCGUUGAUAACUUGUCAUUCAUGUUGGAAGCCAAUGAGGAAGGCUUCAGCCACUAUGUGCACAGCGAGGAGAAAGAUGACCAGACAGUUUUCGCGUACGUCGGCUCAAUGGCUGGAUUGGAGAGCGGUGCACACAUGAUCAACUCGCUCAUCAACCUCGUCGAGCACAGCAGUCGCCAGAUUACGAACCAUGCCGAAGUUGACGACCACAUUGGAUAUAUGUGCAUGCUUCAGCCAAAUUUAGAGAAGCAACUCGGACGCACAAUUGAUGUUCGUGCUGCGACGCUGUGCUUCUGGUACGAACAGACGUAUGAGGAGCGUGAACGAUCGACUGCAACAAAAUCCGGUUUUUUGUUCAAAUCGAACAUUGGGAACUGGAUUAAGAGCUCCGACGAGGCUGAGCAGAAGUACUGCAUGAUUGUUGGCAACAAUUUUAAUGUGUUUGCCGACUCGACCUGCAAGACCGAAGAAUUGGUGAUUAGCUUAAGUGGCUCCAGUAUCAAUAGCACAGGAAGAGUUGCUUUCCAAAUGAAAGCUGCAGAAGGUACAUUUGAGUUUGAGUGCCCAACCCAGGAGGAUCAAAUCGAAUGGACCAGAAUCCUGACAAUGAUUGCGGAGAAUAAGACGACGCAGCCAUACAUGGCAUCUUGCCUUGCAGUAGUCACGGAGACCUGCAUCGCACUGGUUCAAGAGGGCGAAAAGUUCUGGUCCGAUGGAUUCUUGCGCCUUCUCAACGAAGUUGGAGGUAUUAACGUCAAGCAAUCGGUAGUUGUUCGUCAGCCGGAGGAUAAGGAGAGCUUCUUUGGGAAUCGCUCGCCUGCGCUUUGCUUGGUCACCAAAGACGAUACCAUUCAUUACUUCUUCGUCCGAUUCGAUAAGGAGCUGGAACGGCUUGCGUCUGCUGUUCAAAGCAGUUACGGUGUCCGUUGGGCAAAGCUUGAUGAUGAUUUGAUUAAGACACCGAUUGGAAAAAUCAUCCAUAACACUUGCUGCUCCGCCAACACGCUGUGGCCAGUCUAAUUCGCAUCUCCAUUUCUUUACUCAUCAAGAGUUAACUCCAUGAUAAUCGCUACCUGGUCCGGGUACCCAUUGUACUUUUGUACUUUUUUUGUCCCAAUUUUCCCCAUACACAUUCAUUUCCAUUUCAGCCUUAACACUUAUAAAGUAGCUCAGUAGCUCAUGUCAUCUCCUCUUCCCACCUUCAACUCUGUUCCUUCGAACUUGUCUCAUUUAAUUGUAGUCUAUCGCGGGCCCAUUUGUGCAGAGCCCCCGGUGCUUCUGUUCGUCACGGCUAAUAACUGUUAAUUUCCCAGAUUUCUUUCAACCCACCUUUUUGUUGUUGUUAUCCUGCACAUUUCAAUGCUCACACCCCAAACUAGAUUAUACGGAAUUUCAUGUUUUUACACGUUUAAGUUGUCAUUCUUUCCCGCUUCUCCCGAACGUUUCAAAGCCUAACUCUCACAUUUACAAUUCACUUAUUCACCCUCGGUAUAUGUAUAAGCUUAUUCGAGCUUACUUUUUUUUUCUGUCUGUUUUUGAUUACGUGAAUAAUUUCUUUAUUUUUUUGUUCAUUGAACAAACAAAUUUCAAA
Molecule: messenger RNA, 2807 nt
Organism: Caenorhabditis elegans
Lineage: Eukaryota; Metazoa; Nematoda; Chromadorea; Rhabditida; Rhabditidae
Gene: pkhm-2
Product: RUN domain-containing protein
Exons: 9
Coding region: 11-2236 (741 amino acids)
Cellular component (GO): cytoplasm; lysosomal membrane
Source: RefSeq, marked reviewed